Armigeres subalbatus is the source of this 3111-nucleotide messenger RNA. RefSeq lists its product as uncharacterized. Lineage: Eukaryota; Metazoa; Arthropoda; Insecta; Diptera; Culicidae. The coding region runs from base 1 to 3111 and encodes 1036 amino acids. Gene Ontology annotation, biological process: DNA integration. Gene Ontology annotation, molecular function: nucleic acid binding. The transcript has a single exon. The record is from RefSeq and is a predicted model, not a curated record.
AUGUAUCGAACGUUUUGGAAAACUGAAGAAUUGACCGUUGACAACAAUUAUUCGGUAGAGGAGCGCCACUGUGAGGAUUUCUUCCAAUCCACAACGUCUCGUGACGAGACAGGCCGCUACAUUGUCCGGCUACCACGGAAACCCGAUUUCGACGCGAUGCUAGGUGAAUCCAAAAUCGGUGCUCUUCGUCGCUUCGAGCAACUCGAGCGGCGACUAGAACGGGACCAAAAGCUGAAGGAAGAAUAUCACGAUUUCAUGAGGGAGUACCUCUCCCUCGGCCAUAUGCGAUUGGUCGAGUCGGACGAUGGAAACCACUCCCACACAUACUAUCUUCCUCACCACCCCGUAAUCAAGGAGGCAAGUAUAACCACCAAAGUAAGAGUCGUAUUCGACGGCUCUGCUCGUACUUCAACCGGCUUCUCCCUGAAUGAAGCUCUCUGCGUGGGUCCGGUGGUCCAAGAUGACCUUCUUGCCAUCAUUCUCCGGUUUCUGACUCAUCCCGUAGCUCUGGUUGGUGACAUAGCGAAGAUGUACCGGCAGGUUGGCCUACACCCAGAUGAUUGUCCUUUGCAACGCAUUCUCUUCCGGUUCACAAAAAACUCCCCAGUUCAAACCUAUGAAUUGCAAACCGUCACCUACGGUCUAUUCCCUUCCUCUUUUCUGGCGACGCGAGCACUCCAGCAAGUUGCUUCGGAUGAAGGUAAUGACUAUCCAGUUGCCGGCCAAGCACUUCGGAAAAACUUUUACGUAGACGAUUUUAUUGGAGGGGCGAAAACCAUCGAGGAAGCUAUCCAACUACGAGAAGAAUUGGCGAACUUACUUUUGAAAGGUGGAUUCAUGCUGAGAAAGUGGACAUCAAACCGCCUUGAAGUACUGCAGAGGCUCCAGGAUGACCAAAUCGGAACGCAAUCAAGCCUACAGUUCACACCAAUCGAAUCGAUAAAAGCGCUAGGAAUUCGAUGGGAGCCAGAGUCCGACACACUUCGUUUCGAUUCCCCAAUACAGCAACGUAAUGAGCCUCCAACAAAGCGAUCAAUCCUCUCCGACAUCGCUAGACUCUUCGAUCCGCUCGGCUUAAUUGCACCCAUCGUAGUCAGAGCCAAAAUCCUGAUGCAGGAGCUAUGGUCCCUCUCUUGCGACUGGGAUGACCCAGUGCCUCACAUUAUUCGACUAAAAUGGGAAAAAUUUCGACUUGAGCUUCCAGGAAUUGCAACCUAUCGAAUUGAUCGCUACGCCUUUCUCCCAGAUGCACAAAUCGAGCUGCAUACAUUUGCUGAUGCGUCAACGUCUGCAUACGGAGCAUGCACAUACGUCCGUUGCGAAAAUGCUCUGGGUACCGUACGAAUCAGGCUACUUGCCUCAAAAAGCAAGGUAGCUCCACUAAAGAGACUGACAAUAGCUCGCCUGGAACUGUGUGCUUGUGUUCUGGCAGCUCAUCUACAUCAUCGCAUCAAACAGGCAAUCCACAUCAAUGUAUCUGCAUCGUAUUUCUGGUCCGACUCUGCCGUUUGUUUGUAUUGGCUUCGAGCACCCCCUAGCGCUUGGAAAACAUUCGUUGCCAAUAGGGUCUCCGAGGUGCAACACUUCACCCAUGGAAGCAAAUGGAACCAUAUAUCCGGCUCCGAGAACCCCGCGGAUCUAGUUUCACGCGGAAUGUCAGUGGAAGAUUUCCUGCAAAGUGAAGAUUGGAAGCAUGGCCCUUCAUGGCUAGCACACCAACAGUCCUCCUGGCCAAUCUCAAACCUACCUGAAGUCUCGGAGGACAUUCUGGAAACCAAAAGCGUUGUUGCAUCCAUUCAAACAAUAACCAGCAUCAACCCAUGGUUUCUUCGGUGGUCGUCCUAUACUCGACUACUCCACACUGUAGGAUAUUGCUACCGUUUCGUAACAAGAACACGUUCAAAGGCCAGAACCCAGUCAAUUGCACCCCUCACGGGAAUCGAACUCGACGCGCAGUCACUCACCGUCCAGGAGCUUGUCAACGCUAAUGCCUUUCUAACCAGGCUUGCCCAGCAAGAUGUCUUCGGGGAUGAGAUCAAGGACCUGCAGCGAGGAAAUACCGUAAUGAAGAAAUCGCCAAUACGUCGAAUGUGUCCAUUCAUCGAUCCGGAAGGAAUACUACGAGUAGGAGGCCGAUUGAAUCUGUCUCAGCUUCCAUACCAGUCCAAACACCCUGCCCUCCUCCCAAAAGAUCAUCCAUUCACCAGGCUAAUCGGAGAACACUAUCAUCGGAAGCUCCUCCACGGCGGCGGGCGUCUUCUGUUGUCGUCGAUUCGUGAGGAAUACUGGCCACUGAACGGUCGUCGUUUGGUCCAUAGCAUCGUACGUAAUUGUUUCCGUUGUAUACGCCAUCGUCCGCAGCCCGCUCACCAGCAGAUAGGUCAGCUACCAGCAGCGAGGGUUAUACCAAGUCGUCCCUUCUCCAACACAGGCGUGGAUUAUGCUGGCCCUCUAUACAUGAAACCCAUCCAUAAACGAGCAGCCCCGGCAAAAGCUUACCUGUGCAUAUUUAUAUGCUUCGCAACAAAGGCUGUCCACCUAGAGUUAGUCGGGGACCUCUCUACCCAGGGGUUCAUUGCAGCGUUACGCCGAUUCAUUGCAAGACGUGGAAUCCCAGCCCAUAUUUAUUCGGAUAACGGAAAAAACUUUGAGGGAGCAAAACGAGAGCUAGGCGAGCUAUUUGCCAGGUUUAGGAGCCAGAACGAGCAGAGCAUUAUUGCUUCUGCUUGCACAGAUCAGGGAAUUACUUGGCACUUGACUCCUCCCAAGGCCCCACAUUUCGGUGGCCUAUGGGAAGCGGCGGUCAAGACUGCCAAACGACAUCUAUUUCGACAAUUGGGUAAUACACGUCUGUCAUUUGAAGCAUGUUACACUAUUCUGCACCAAAUAGAAUCUGCGAUGAAUUCCCGUCCUCUUUUGCCGAUGUCCGAUGAUCCUAACGACCUCGCCGCCCUAACACCAGCACACUUCCUCAUCGGUACCUCGAUGUACGCCCUGCCCGACCCAGCCACUCAGCACACACCAGUGGGCGCCCUUGAACAUCUUCAGAAGCUCCAGCAUCACGUUGAAAAUUCUGGGUUCACUGGCGAACCGAGUAUUUGCAGGAGAUGA